Molecule: messenger RNA, 5114 nt
Organism: Numida meleagris (helmeted guineafowl)
Lineage: Eukaryota; Metazoa; Chordata; Aves; Galliformes; Numididae
Gene: TRIM47
Product: tripartite motif containing 47
Exons: 6
Coding region: 102-2495 (797 amino acids)
Molecular function (GO): zinc ion binding; protein binding
Source: RefSeq, a predicted model, not a curated record
ACCCAGAAUAAAACCUCGAAGCUUUUGAAGCUUCUCGUCCCCGGGGACGAUGGUGAGGAGUGAGCGGGUGAAACUGGGCACCGGCCUCAAAGGUGCUGGUGAUGUGCAGGGGGGAGGAUCAGGCCCACUUGUUCCCUUUGGGGGAAAAAAAAAAAAAGGCUUGGAAGGAGAAGAUCCCCUUUUCGGUGGACAGAUUGGUUUUGCCUUGGGAUGGAUGCGGUGGACGGACGGGGCCCUUUCGGCCCAUGGGACACAGUGACACAGACACAGGGCACCCACUCGCAGCGGGGAGAGCGCGGACCCCACGGCGCGGCUCCCGGAUCCCCGCGGGGGCAGCGGGCGGCCCCGAGCCCCCCCCUCCAGGCGGCAAAGGGCGGAGCGGGCGGGCGGGGCGCGGUGUCCUCCCGCCCCAUCCCGCCCGUGGGGCCGCUGGGUCGGGGCGCGCAGGGAUGGAGGGUGCGCCCGGGAGAGCCCCGCCGGUCCCGUCCGCCGCCACCGCCGCGGCUCUGCGGUUGGCGUUGGCCGUGCCGGGUUUGCCCGACGGUCCUUUCGGUUGCCCCAUCUGCUUGGAUCUGCUGAAGGACCCGGUGACGGUGCCGUGCGGCCAUAACUUCUGCCAGGGCUGCCUGGGGAAGCUCCGCGGGAGGACGGGCCCCCCCGACGGGGCGGCGGGCGGGGCGGCACGCUGCCCGCUCUGCCAGGAGCCCUUCCCGGCGGCUCUGCGGCUCAGCAAGAACCGCGCCCUGUGCGAGGUGCUGCCGCUGCUGGGGGCCGCCGGGGCCGCGACAUCCCCCGACGGCGCGGGGUCCCCCCCGGCUAUCCCAUCCCCCCAGCCCGGGGCCGGAUCCCCCCCCGAUAGCGCGGGGUUCAGCGGAACGAGACCCACCGGAGCCGGGUCCUCGCCCUCCGGGAUGGCACCGGGAGCCGAAGAGGAGCCGGAGGGAGAAGCGGAGCUGGAGGAGGGGGCUGCGGCGGUGCUGUGCGAUGUGUGCCCCGAGGGGAGUCGGGCGGCGGCGGCCCGCUCGUGCCUGGUGUGCCUGGCGUCCUUCUGCGGGGCCCACCUGGAGCCCCACCGCCGCUCCCCCGCGUUCCGCUCGCACCGCCUCGUAGCCCCGUUGCGGCGCUUGGAAGAAGGGCUGUGCCCGCGGCACCUGCAGCCCCUCGACGGCUUCUGCCGGGCCGAGCAGACCUGCGUGUGCGCCCGCUGCCGCGCCCACGAGCACCGCGGCCACGACGUGGUGCCCCUCGAGAAGGAGCGAGAGCUCAAGGAGGCCCAGCAAGCCAAAUUCCUCAGCAGUGUGGACAAUGAGCUGGAGGAGCUGGCCGUCACCAUCGCACAGACCAGGAAGAUGGUGGAGCUCAUUAAGGGUGUUGCCAGCAAGGAGAAGGAGCGGGUCGAGAAGCUCUUUGCAGAAGCCUCCGAGCUGCUGGCCACCUUCCAGAAGGAGGUGGCCGCCUUCAUUGAGGACAGUGAGCGCUCCAUGCUGGGGGAGGCCGAAGCCGACCUCCGCUGGAAGGAGGAGAGGCGAGCCAAGCUGGCCCAGGGCAAGCAGAACCUGGAGAACGUUCCCAGCACCGACACCAUCUACUUCCUCCAGGAGUUUCAAGCCUUAAAAAUAGCCAUGGAAGACAACCUCUCUCCGGCUCCGAGCUUCCAGAACGAGCUCAACUUCACCAAGUGCUCCCAAGCCGUCUGCGCCGUCAAGGAUGCGCUGUCAGCCGCCUGCAAAAGCCAGUGGGACUGUUUGCAGGGGAAAGGAGUGGAUGGGAUGAGCUUCCCGAAGAUGGAGGAAGCGAUGACCAAGUCUCAAUUUCCAGACAAGUCGAACAAUCCCGCCUGCCUGGAGAGCCGUGAUUACUUCCUGAAAUUUGCCUUCAUCAUCGACCUGGACAGCGACACGGCUGACAAGUUCAUCCAGCUCUUUGGCACCAAGGGAGCCAAGCGGGUGCUCUGCCCCAUCCCCUACCCGGAGAGCCCGACCCGUUUCAUCAACUGCGAGCAAGUGCUGGGCGUGAACCUCAUGAACCGGGGCAACUACUACUGGGAGGUGGAGCUCAUCGAUGGCUGGGUCAGCAUCGGCGUCAUCGCCGAGGUCUUCAACCCGCAGGACACCUACGACCACAGCCGCCUGGGCCGCAACACGUGGUCCUGCUGCCUGCAAUGGAACGGGCAGAACUACGCCGCCUGGUUCGGCGGCUUAGAGUCUGUCAUCCAGCAGCCGUUUUUCCACACGAUCGGGGUCUUCUUGGAGUAUUCGGAGAAGGCUUUGACCUUCUAUGGUGUCAAGGACUCCAAGAUGACCUGCCUGAAGCAGCUCAAGGCCUGCUCUUUCGGGAAGGCCCAGUCGGACCCUUUCCAGCACAAGAUCAACCAGCAGUUUGCCGCUCUGUUCUCCUUCAAGCUGAAACCGGCCUUCUUCCUGGAGAGCGUCGAUGCCCACCUGCAGAUCGGGCCGCUGAAGAAGGAUUGUGUUUCAGUGCUGAAGCGCAGGUAACUGCCCCAGGAGAAGGCCCAGCGGAGCCCUUCCUGCAGCGCACACAUCAUGGCUUCCCUCCGUACAUCGGGGGUUGCGGUGCAGCCCCUCUUGGCGAAGCACUUUCCAGAACUGCAGCUGCACCAUGGGUUGGAAGAGGCCUUCAAGAUCGCUGAGCGUCAACCUGACUGACUGUCACCUGGAGUCCCACUGCCAACCCGCAUCCCAGCGCUAACCCGUGUCCAAAGCCUCUCGAUGCCCAUCAGUGCCACAAACAAGAAGUGGGGAUCUCUGCAUCCCUCGUGUUUGGCACGCUGUGGAAAAGCCGUGCUCCCUCCUACAUGUGCUGGAGCCUUGGGCUCUUCCGCACCGCGUCCAAACAUCGCUGCUGGGAGAAGGAAGAGACUUGCUGAGGAACGCCAGCAUCACUCGGAGCACAGAGCAGUUCUGAGGAUGUGCUUGUAGUAGGCACGUUCUUUGGGAAUUGCUGGCAGAAGCCUUACGGUCAAAUUUCCCCUCACGUUUUUGAUGACCCUGCUAUUUUAGGGGAUUUUGACACUGUUAAGCUCCCAGUUCUUCAAGCACCCUGGGCACACCUGAGCUGUAAAUGCACCCUGUAGCUUAGAGAGCCUUCCAAACAACAACGAGGUGCCACAAGUAUGUCCCAGGGGCAGGCGGCAUUUCUUAGGCGCAUCGAUAGAAGUCAAUCAUUAAAUCCCUUAAAACACCAGGAACGAGUAAUAAUUAACAACAACUGCUCUCAAGCCCGUAUCCCAUCUGGGAAAGGUGGAGGCUUCUGGCACAGUGCCCAUUCACGUGCCCUAUAGGAGCUUUUCCAGCUCUGCCCUGACCACGCUGCAGAGGCGGCACAGUGCGGCUCCUGUCUCAGCCCACCCUGCCUUCCUCUGAGUUUAUUUUUCCUGGGCUUAGUUUGCUACCUACCUCCCAAGGCUCGCUUUACAGAAUCGUAAUGCUGGGUAAUAGAGACCUAAAGAGAAAAAGGUAUGGGGCAGGUUUCUUUGCUGGCGUGAAUGAGUCAGUGAUGACGCACCAGCGGUCAACAGGGGUGGAAAAACGGCCCGUUGAGCUAAAUAUACAAAAUAUAUAUAUAUGUAUUCCCCAGAGGAUAAGCUGGAAGUCAUAGUGAUCUAUUCAAAGGGAGCCAAGGGAAAAAAAACCAAUGUGAAAAACAGGCAGGCGUAAAGCCAAGACGGUUAGAGCUAUAGCCACGUUUACAUAAACACUGCGGCUCGGAGAGCUCCUGUUGCCGGUGAGUGGGUGUACUUUGCCCACAGAGGUGCCAGUCCCCAGCAAACAGCUGCUGCUUUCAGCCCUCAAAUGGAGCUGAGGGAACUGAAUGCAGCAAUCUGACCCCAGGGCAGGACAGGAGUAUUAGUACACAUCCACUGGGAUGUGCCCGAAACCGCUCCUACUCCUCUGCUCCUCCUGAAGAAAAGGGGAGUAGGACUUCCAGUGCUACAUCUCUGGAUGAAAUCACCAUGGCCAGGGGGAACACUGCCCAGAGGGGAAUUCACUCCCUGUGUCCUGAGUUCCUACCUCGGAAAUGCUUUGUUUCACUCGUGCCAGCCUCCUGCAAAACAGCCUCUGCACGAGGCAGUGGAAGUGACACAGUGCAAGCAUCGGGGCUGCGUGGUUAGCAGCAGAGGACUCAGUGUCAGCAGUGCCUUGCCAGAUAAGAAGCCUGGAGACGUGCAGCAGCGAUGUGCUGGGAGGAAGAGGAAGGUAACCCUGAUCUGCACUACACGUCUGUGGGAAGAGAUCUGGCAUGUGGGCUGUGUCUGGGCCCCAAGUGUCAUUUAUUCAGGCAAAAAUCCUACCGUUCGCUGCAAGGAGUUUUGCCAGAGUAAACAGAGCGGAUCUGGUUCUUUGCCCCGUUUUGUUCGGCCGUGGGCGGAUGGAUGGCUCCCUGGGGGAACGGAGCGCUCCAGCCGCGAUCCCUCCCUUCCCCACUUUGCCCAAACUGAAGCUGCAAGAUUCUGCUCCUUGCAGCUUUCAGCUGGUUCGUUGGGAUCCUGUGCUUUUCCUUUUCCAUCCCUGCAGCCCCAGGGGAGCAGCACCGGGAGCCUGGGCUUUGCUUCUGCUGCUUCUCGCAGUGAGAGCAUCGCUCGAUUCCUCCUGCCCCAUAGCUGGGUGCUGAUGUGCAGCUCACAGAGGGGUCGGGAGGGCUCCUAUAUAUGUGUUACAAACCCUCUCCUUCCUGCUGCUUCAUAUCCAGGCUGGAGGUGCUGGUGGUUUAAAGCAUAAAGCAAAUCCUGACCAACAUAAGAUGGGGGCUCCCACCCCCAGGUGUUGGAUCAGAGUUUGCUCUGUGUUGCCAAUAAUUUGGGGUGUAAACUGGAAUGAUUGGGAAAUGUGCACUAUGCCGGCCUUGGACCUCUGAUUUUUUUUGCUGCGAGCACCAUGCGUGGUGAGUUUAGAUAGAUAGCACUUUGCAAUUUAAACAGCCUUUCCGUGCUCCUUCGAGUUAUUUUUUGCUGUCACAGAGUGUUCCUCUUUUUAAUUAGAUUUUUUAAAUAUACAGUUAUUAUAGAAUCUCUUACAGUGUGUGAAGAAACUGUAACAGAAUAAUAUAAUGGUGAUAGAGACUUAUGAUUUGCCAUUAAAUGUUACACCAACAUA